Messenger RNA from Photinus pyralis (common eastern firefly), 459 nucleotides. RefSeq names its product metabotropic glutamate receptor 2-like. The transcript has a single exon. Gene Ontology annotation, biological process: G protein-coupled receptor signaling pathway. The coding region runs from base 1 to 459 and encodes 152 amino acids. The record is from RefSeq and is a predicted model, not a curated record. Gene Ontology annotation, molecular function: adenylate cyclase inhibiting G protein-coupled glutamate receptor activity. NCBI's taxonomy places the organism in Eukaryota, Metazoa, Arthropoda, Insecta, Coleoptera, Lampyridae. Gene Ontology annotation, cellular component: membrane.
AUGUGCUACCACCACCAAAACCGUUCGAAAUACUCACAUCUGCACACGAGAAAAAGUUCGGAACUCUACGAGAGCUACCAAUGGCGUCAGCAUCGUGAAAAUCUCUUCAGCUACAGGGAGACGGAGACGCAUCACAUACGCCACCAUCCCGAGCUCAACGUACAAGAGAUACUUUGGCCGGUGAAAAAGGAAGCGGUCGUCGAGGGUAAUCUAGUUUUGGGCGGACUGAUGAUGGUACACGAGCGCGAGGAUUCCGUGACGUGCGGGCCGAUAAUGCCCCAAGGAGGAAUACAGGCGCUCGAGGCGAUGCUUUACACCUUGGACCGACUGAACGAGCCGAAAACCUCGUUUCUGCCAAACAUCACGCUAGGAGCUCACAUUCUGGAUGACUGUGAUAAGGACACGUACGGUUUGGAGAUGGCGGUGGAUUUCAUCAAAGGUAAGGACAUGCUAUUGUAG